Messenger RNA from Hippocampus zosterae (dwarf seahorse), 1922 nucleotides. RefSeq names its product proline-rich transmembrane protein 1-like. The transcript has 3 exons. The coding region runs from base 132 to 656 and encodes 174 amino acids. Gene Ontology annotation, cellular component: membrane. NCBI's taxonomy places the organism in Eukaryota, Metazoa, Chordata, Actinopteri, Syngnathiformes, Syngnathidae. The record is from RefSeq and is a predicted model, not a curated record.
CCUCCCCUUCGUUCUGUCAAAUCUUGGGAGGUGUUGCCAAAAUUACAAAAAAAUAUAUUAAAAAGAUAGUGCCCUCGUUGUAGUAGUUUAGUGCUUAUUUUCCGGGCUCUGCAUUAAGAAAGCAGACCGUUAUGGACCCCAAUGCCCCUCCGAAUGAGAAGUCUUCCAUGGGCCAGGCGCCCCCUCCGCCCUACCAGGACAAUUCGUACCCGGGAUACCCUCAACCUGGGCCAGGGUACCCCCAGCCUGGACCCGGCGGUUACCCUCCUCAUCCGCAGGGGUCUGCAUAUCCGCCAAAUUAUGGCGCUGCUCCGUACGGACAGCAGCAGUACACGGCAGGUCAACAGUACCCACCUCAGCAAACCACAGUCACCGUCCAGCCCGCGGUGUUCGUGACACGAGGUCCGCUGGAGAACCCUUACAAUGACUACCUGGGCUACUCCAUCUUCACCUUGCUGUGCUGCUGCCUGCCUCUUGGAAUUGCCGCCCUCAUCUACUCAAUUAAUACCCGGGAAGCAAACCACAGUGGGGAUCAGCUGACGGCCGAGCGGUGCAGCCGGACUGCCAGAACCCUGAACCACGUGGCCCUGGGACUCGGCAUAGGGGCUUUCCUCCUCCUGGUUGUCUACUUUGUGGUUAUAUUUAGCGUGGUGUAAAUGGUUAACUUGUUUUGAUAAUGUCUCAUAUCCUGAUCACCAUUUUCUAACCAAAUCACAUCACUGUGGUUGUUAUAUUGAAGUCACUUGAUUGUCUGUUUGUUAAAGGAAAAAUGUACGGCGUAUUACUUCUGUCGGACAAUUUGAUCUGAUGUGCCUUGUUUAUUAUCCAAAUAUUUAGACUCGCAUUUGAGCCGGGUGGAACAUCAGCUCUUUUCCGACCAGCUUCACUGGCAUUUUAGUCCAUGUGUAAAAACACCAGAUUUUUAUUUCAAGCUAAUUUUACAGAUGUCAACAGAGCAGGCACUUUCAAAAUAAACGUUGAAGGCAAUAAUAGAUUGGACAUGCAGGACUGUCUUUUCAAUCCAUCACGGGCCAGAGGGAAAUUAAACCUUUGCAUGAACAUGUGCUGUUCUUCCUCUUCUUUUCGAUGAGAAAAAUGCUUCCCCUGUACCUCAAGAGACACCAUUCCUCAUAUCGUCAGUAGCUGCCAUUAUUUUGGGCUAAGCUAUGGUACCAUCAUCCCCUCAGGUUCUGGAGUCCAAAUAAGCUUGGCUAUGACACAGCACAAGGAAGAACUCACGACAUGCUUUCGGGUGGAAUUUGGAUUUCCCCUUGAGAGAUGUUAAAGAAGAUGGAAAAAAAAAUCUGUUUCUUGAAAUCCGUUGCAAAGUUUUGUUUCUGCAGGCUGGUAUUGGUGGGGGUUGAAAAGGGAUUGCUUGUAAAAUCACUGUCUAAAAUGACUUCCUCUUCGUUUCUAAUGACUUAGGACUUGUACAAACUCCGGCUUUGUAUUUUCACUUUGAUGCCUAAAAAGUUUAUUGUUCCACCACACGUGCUAUGUUGUAAAACUUAUACUUUUUACAUGAUUAUGACUGUAUCUGCCUUCUACCGUGCUUUUGAGGGUGACCUGUUUUUGAUUAAUAACCUUCAGAAACAGAUGCUUUCCCAUCAUGUCAUCACACCUAUCCAAAGAAUCUGUGGAGAGGAGAGAUGUAUCUGAGGUCAUUCGCUACUUCUUCAAUAGGUGCUGUGAUAUGAAAGUGAUUGUUUGUGUUUGGCCAAAUAGUAAAAUGUACCUCAGUGACAAAUUCAGCAGAAGGUGGGCAAUAGCCGAUCCAGCCUGGUGGUUGUUGUGAAAUGGUUGUUACCUGCUGUUUGACAUCUUGUUCAGCUCUCAUCCAAAGCUGAAAAAACAAGCCUGUACUUUGUAACAAAUUUCGUUACCAAAUAUUUUGAAAAUAAAAAUACAUACUUUGCUUUAGA